GACCUGCUUGUGGCCGCUAGCGGUACUGCAGGCGGAAGUGCUCGCACCUGUUGAUGAGAAGAGGCGUCUUCCAGCUUCAGUUCCGUCUCUAAGCAUCUGUCGCACCUGAGAAAACACCUGAGGCGCUCGCGGAACUCGCUGGGAGAAGCGGCGGCUGUGUCCGGCAGACAGAAGGAGGGUUUAUGGAUAAACUGAAGCGGGUCCUGAGCGGGCAGGAUGAGGGCAGCACGGACGGCGGCGGCAUUUUGGAGAGAGCCAAUCAGGCGUCCUCGUUGGCCUGGGGGACCAGGAUGAAGGGCUUCAUCAUCUGCUUCGUUUUGGGAACGUUCUGCUCCAUCUUGGGUACAUGUUUGCUGUGGAUCCCGGGUUUCGGACUUCCUGUUUUCGCUGUCCUCUACAGUGUGGGAAACAUCAGUGCUCUGGCCAGCACCAUGUUCCUGAUGGGGCCGCUGAAGCAAGUCAAGAACAUGUGUGCUAAAGAGCGUGCACUCGCGACCAUCAUCAUGCUGGUGUGCCUGGUGUUGACGUUGUGCGCCGCGUUCUGGUGGAAAAACAAGGGUCUCGCUCUGCUUUUCUGCAUUUUGCAGUUUCUGGCCUUCACCUGGUACGGACUCUCUUACAUCCCCUUUGCCAGGGACGCCGUCAUUAAGUUAUUCUCGCUCUGCACCUGAAAGUACCCCCAUGACACACACCAGUCUAUGCACAGGAAACGGCGGCAUGUGUGCGACGAGUACGCGAACAGAUCAUGUUUGUCCUUUGAAAUAUUCCAAACAUGAGUUUUUUUCAUGGCUUUUUAUUCAUUUCAAAUUCAAUCUGUAAUUUUGACUUUGUAACACUUUAAUGUCAAUGUUUGUGCUGAUUAUUACACGUGUCUUUAAUUCUGUACAUCAUGUUUAGGAAUUUUAUGACUGCAGUUUAUUGUCUUAUGGUCCAAAUAUUUGAAGGUCUCAACCAUUGACUGAAUAUGAGAACUGGAUAGAGUGAGUGUGAUGUCACUUAAGGAAUAGGACAAACUUCCACCUCUGACGAAAAGAAGUCGAUUCAGUCGCCAUGUUUUUGCGAUAUGAUUGCCACCAUGUUGGAGACAGACUUCAUCAAUAAGCACUGAUUAGUCAUCGUUUCUAUGGCAACCGUUCUGGCCAAUCGAGAUUGAGCUUGUUGGAAGUCCACAUCCCAACCAGUUGGAAGCAGUCCGCAUUAAAUCUCUCAAAUGUUUCAAACGUCAGACCACGAGCUUUUAUUGAGGCAUCUGAUUGGUCCAUGUAUGACUGGAAUAAUUGUGAAAAGUAAAAAAAUAUAUAUGAAAAAAAUUGGAUUAGCAAGAACGUGUUAAGCUAAAUGUAUCGGAGCAAGAACAGUUAUUGACUGUUUAUUUCUCUAUAGAAGUCUAUGGGAUUUUGGCUUCUUGAAGCCAGCAGGCACUUCCUGUUUGGAACACUAAGGGGGAGGAGUCUCUCUGUCCAGUUCCCAUAUACAGUCAAUGGUUUCAUCAGAAGGAAACUUGCUGUGUUACGAAGCUUGGAUGAUGUGAACAUCUCAAAUUUGAAAACUUUUACUGGAUCUAUGACGAUGAUCCAGAAGUCUCAUCCUUUUAUACGAACGUAUGACGCGCGUUCAAGAACGCCCUAUUAGCAGAUGGUGUUCACACUGGAUUGUUGUCACUAGUGCACGUGCUCACAGUUGGAAGAGGUGUGAAAUGUUGAAGCGGCGCUAAUCUUGCUCUAUACUUUUAAUUUCACACCUCUAUUCCGAUAUAUGAAAGUCUCGGUCUCAUAGAAUUCUGGUCGGCCAUGAACUGGAAUUAUUUAUGAUUUAUUUUCAAACUUCAUUGACUGAAAAAGGGACAUCAUCCAUGUGUCAUUAUCAAAUCCAAUCCCCGAUUGGUCAACCGGGUUGACUUUCUGUAUUUCGUACGUAGAGCCUGAAAACUGUCCCAGAAACUUGAGUAGCUACAGAAAUGUAGAAAUUGUAACCCCGCAUACAUUUAUGCGCGUUUUCAUAGACUUUUUAUUGAAAGUGGUCACUUGAACGCGUGUUGCUGAGAAUGGUGUGAACACAGCAUAAGAGCUGUGUAUUGUUUAACCUCUGUUGUCCAAUAUUUCUCUGGUCCUGAACUGUGAUGGACUUUAUCGUGAACAUGGUCUAUCGUACAGAGUCCUGAUUUGUUUCAGUUACUGUGGGGCACUCAGGUUAGCUAAAUCUAAAUAAUGUCUCUGCCGGUUAGCAUUAGACUCAAAGGUUGCGGGUAGUCAGAACUUAGAAGCGUCUUUAUUAAUUUUUUUUUUUCUAUGACACUGUUGAUACAAUAAAAAGGGUUUGGUGGAUUUUGUAUUCACCUGUUUAGAUGAUUGUAAAGCAAAGAAAUAAAAUAAAACAUUAAACAUGUUUGUACUUGCA
Messenger RNA from Oryzias melastigma (Indian medaka), 2397 nucleotides. It is a transcript of the gene sft2d2b, whose product is annotated as SFT2 domain containing 2b. The transcript is spliced from 8 exons. Gene Ontology annotation, cellular component: membrane. NCBI's taxonomy places the organism in Eukaryota, Metazoa, Chordata, Actinopteri, Beloniformes, Adrianichthyidae. Gene Ontology annotation, biological process: vesicle-mediated transport. The record is from RefSeq and is a predicted model, not a curated record. Bases 183 to 671 code for a protein of 162 amino acids.